This is a messenger RNA of Crotalus tigris (Tiger rattlesnake), 5501 nucleotides long. Its product is annotated as maltase-glucoamylase, intestinal-like. The record is from RefSeq and is a predicted model, not a curated record. Gene Ontology annotation, biological process: carbohydrate metabolic process. The transcript has 40 exons. Bases 170 to 4852 code for a protein of 1560 amino acids. NCBI's taxonomy places the organism in Eukaryota, Metazoa, Chordata, Lepidosauria, Squamata, Viperidae. Gene Ontology annotation, molecular function: carbohydrate binding; alpha-1,4-glucosidase activity.
AGAAGGUGGAAUAAAAUUCCUCCAUCAACUAUUUAAUCCAGUCAAAUGUUUUGGAAGAAGAGGUAGUUGGAAGAUUAUAAGCAGAGCAAAUGUGUAUGAAAGAGAACAAGGAAAGUUAACUUCUCAGGAGAAGAUCAAAACGACCUAUUUCCAGUGACUAAAAUUCCAGAUGGGAAAGAAGAAAUUUACUGGAUUAGAAAUCUCCCUGAUAACUUUCUUCCUUUUGCUACUCAUUGUAACCAUCACUUUGAUUGCACUUCUAGCAACAGGUUAUUCUGGUCUUAAAGCCUUUUCACCUACUUGUCCAGUUAUACAUCUUCCUGAAAGAAUAGAUUGCAUCUCAGAUCAAGUGGCAACAAAGGAUCUGUGUGUACUCCGUGGCUGUUGCUGGGAUCCUCAGAAUGAAACACAUGUACCUUGGUGCUACUUUUCAAAAAACCAUGGGUACCAAGUUCAAGGAAGCAUAUCAGAUACAAAUUCAGGAUUUGAAGCUACUCUAGUAAGACUACCUUCUCCGUCCCUGUUUGGAAGUGAUAUUGAAAAGGUUCACCUCAUCACGGAAUACCAAACAGCACACCGAUUUCAUUUUAAGAUUACAGAUCCUGCCAACAAAGAUAGAUAUGAAGUCCCACAUGAAAACAUUCAACCUUUUCAGGGAUCUAAAGCAACCAAUUUAAUGUAUCGUAUAGAAGUCACAGAAAAUCCUUUUGGAAUCAGUGUGAUCAGGAAUAGCAAUAAUAAAGUCCUCUUCAACACCAGUAUAGGACCUCUCAUAUAUGCGGACCAGUUCUUGCAGCUUUCCAUUAGAGUGCCUAGCUGGAAUGUUUAUGGCGUAGGAGAACAUGUGCAUAGACAAUAUCGGCAUGAUUUUAACUGGAAAACAUGGCCUAUCUUUACCCGGGAUGCUUUUCCUAAUGGGGAUAUGAGUAACCUGUAUGGUGCCCAGACUUUCUUCUUAUGUCUGGAAGAUAAGAGUGGACAUUCAUUUGGAGUAUUCCUUAUGAACAGUAAUGCCAUGGAUUUUGCUCUUCAACCUGCUCCAGCUGUAACAUACAGAACAAUUGGUGGAAUUUUAGAUUUCUACGUUUUCUUAGGAAAUACUCCAGAGCAAGUAGUCCAAGAAUAUCUAUUGUUAAUAGGGCUUCCAUGGAUGCCUUCCUAUUGGAAUCUCGGUUUCCAUAUCUGUCGAUGGAAUUACACCGAUCUAAAUGAUGUGAAAGUUGUAGUGGAAAGGAAUCGUGCAGCUGGAAUACCUUAUGAUGUUCAAUAUACUGAUAUUGACUACAUGGAAGAUAAGAAAGAUUUCACUUAUGAUAAGAUAAACUUUGCAGGCCUCCCUGAAUUUGUCCAAGACCUUCAUGACCAUGGACAGAAAUAUGUCAUCAUACUGGAUCCUGCCAUUUCUGUCAAUAAUCUCAUGAACAAUACCUCUUACGAAGCCUAUGUAAGGGGAGAACGGAUGAAAGUGUGGAUAAAUGAAUCAGAUGGAAUAAGCCCUCUUAUUGGGGAAGUGUGGCCAGGAACAACAGUCUUCCCUGAUUUUUCCAGUCCUGAAGCUGUUCAGUGGUGGGUGUAUGAGUGCAACAAUUUUCAUAAAACAAUUCAUUUUGAUGGAUUGUGGAUUGACAUGAAUGAAGUAUCCAAUUUUGUCAAAGGAUCAAAAACUGGUUGUGCAGCAAACAAUUUAAACUACCCACCUUUUACUCCCAAGAUUCUGGAUGGAGUUAUGUAUUCAAAGACACUUUGUAUGGAUGCAGUCCAAAAGGCAGGGAAACAUUAUGAUGUUCACAGCCUCUAUGGAUAUUUCAUGUCUAUAGCUACUGAUAAAGCACUCAAGACUAUUUUCCAUGAAAAUAGAAGCUUCCUCCUUUCCCGAUCAACAUUUUCUGGUUCUGGAAAAUUCACAGGACAUUGGCUGGGAGAUAAUUUUGCAACUUGGAAUGAUAUUAAGUGGUCUAUACCAGGAAUAUUAGAAUUUGGUCUAUUUGGAUAUCCUUUUAUUGGGACAGAUAUUUGUGGCUUCCUUGACGAUGUCUCAGAAGAACUUUGUAGACGAUGGUUGCAACUUGGAGCAUUUUACCCAUUUUCUAGGAAUCACAAUGCUGCAGCAUAUGCUCCUAAAGAUCCAGCAUAUUUUGGACACAAUUCGCUUUUGGUGAAUUCAACGAAACACUACUUGACAAUACGUUACACUUUGUUGCCAUAUCUCUAUACCCUGUUUUAUAAAGCACAUGCCCGGGGAGAGACAGUUGCAAGACCUGUUCUACAUGAAUUCUACUCUGAUGAAGCUACCUGGACCAUAGACAGACAAUUCUUGUGGGGACCUGGACUACUUAUUACUCCAGUCUUAGAUCCGGGUGUUGAUACGGUAACAGCAUACAUUCCUGAUGCUGUGUGGUAUGAGUAUGAGACAGGUAUAAAAGCACCUUGCAGAAAACAAGAGUGUCAAAUGUUCCUUCCAGAAAACAAACUUGGACUUCAUCUUAGAGGAGGAUACAUUUUUCCUAUUCAACAACCAGCCAACACAACUGUUUACAGCCGUACAAAACCUAUGGGACUUAUAAUUGCUUUAGAUGAGAAUGGAGAAGCAACUGGAGACUUAUUCUGGGAUGAUGGAAUAACAAGAGAUACAGUGGCAAAUGAAAAGUAUCUCUUAUAUAACUUUACUGUCACAAAUAAAGUCUUAACUAUGGCAGUGAAACAUAAAGGCUAUAUAGAUCCAAAUAAUCUGAUAUUUGAGAACAUCAAGAUUCUUGGGUUACCCCUUGAGCCUUCAGAUGUGAAAGUGACCUCAAAUAAUGUGGCUCAAUCAUAUAACUUGAGUGUCAAGUACAAUGCUGCAGACAAGGUUGCUCAUAUAAGUGGUCUUCAUCUUAAAUUGGGGGAAGAACAUACAAUAUCCUGGAAACAGACUUUAAGAGAUAUUGAUAAAUUUGACUGUCAUCCUGAAGAACAUGCAUCAAAAGAAAAAUGUGAAGCUCUUCGCUGCAUAUGGGAACCUUCUGCUGUUGCUGAUGUUCCAUACUGCUACUAUCCUUCUGACAAUGGUUACCUGGUUGACCAAAUUGAAUAUACAUCAUCUGGUUUAACAGCCAUUCUUGGUAGAACCACUGACUCUGUUAGACUUUCAGGACAGCAAGUCCCUCUCAUUGACAAUCUUCGUUUGGAAGUAAAAUAUCAUGACAAUAACGUGCUUCAAUUUAAGAUUUAUGAUUAUAGUAAAAAGAGAUUUGAAGUUCCAGUGCCUCUGAAUCUUCCCCAAACACCUGUAAGUACUCUGGAAAACCGUCUCUAUGAAGUGUCAAUUCAGAACCACCCAUUUGGAAUUCAAGUUCGGCGCAAAAGCACUGGGACAGUCCUCUGGGAUUCCCAGUUACCUGGCUUCACUUUCAGUGAUAUGUUCAUUCAGAUUUCAACUCGCCUACCUUCACAGUUUGUAUAUGGGUUUGGGGAAACAGAGCAUAAACAAUUCCAGCACGAAAUGAAUUGGAAAACUUGGCCAAUGUUUGCAAGGGAUCAGUCUCCUGGAUACAGAUUUAACACUUAUGGAGUUCACCCUUUUUAUAUGGCCUUGGAAGAGGAUGGCAAUGCUCAUGGAGUCCUAUUGUUGAACAGUAAUGGAAUGGAGGUAAAAUUCCAGCCAACUCCUGCUUUAACCUACCGUACCAUUGGAGGAAUUUUGGACUUUUACAUGGUUUUGGGUCCAACUCCAGAACAAGUCGUUCAAAGAUAUACUGCACUCAUUGGACGUCCAAUUUUACCUCCGUAUUGGGGCUUGGGAUUCCAGUUGUGUCGAUAUGGCUACAAAGAUGAUGCAGAAAUAUCUGAGUUGUAUGACAAAAUGAAAGCAGCUAACAUAUCAUAUGAUGUACAAUAUGCGGAUAUUGACUACAUGGAGCGGCAGUUGGAUUUCACUUUAAGUUCCAAUUUUGCAAAUCUUCCAGCUCUGAUUAACAGAAUAAAAAAGGAUGGAAUGAGAUUUGUCAUUAUUUUGGAUCCAGCCAUCUCAGGAAAUGAAACUGAUUAUCCUGCUUUCACAAGAGGACUUCGGGAUGAUGUUUUCAUUAAGUGGCCUAAUAGCAAUGAUAUUGUGUGGGGGAAGGUGUGGCCAUAUCUUCCUGACGUUGUUAUAAAUUCAUCACUCAGCUGGGAUGACAAAGUGAAAUUUUACAGUGCUUGGACUGCUUUCCCAGAUUUUUUUCGCAAAUCUACAGCUCAGUGGUGGAAAAAAGAAAUUGAAGAAGUCUACAAUAACCCCAUCAAUCAAUCACAAAGCAUCAAGUUUGAUGGACUAUGGAUUGAUAUGAAUGAACCUGCAAGUUUUGUCAAUGGUGCAGUUACUGGUUGCAGGAGCCCUGAACUAAAUAAUCCUAUAUAUAUGCCAGACAUUCUGGGAAAACAUGUGGGACUGAAUGAGAAAACCAUGUGUAUGGAAAGUGAACAAAUUCUGCCUGAUGGAAGCCCAGUUCGACAUUAUGAUGUCCACAAUUUAUAUGGAUGGUCACAAUCUAAGCCUACCUAUGAUGCUCUGCAUAGUAUCACUGGGGAACGUGGCAUUGUCAUUUCUCGUUCAACAUAUCCAUCGAGUGGCAAAUGGGCAGGGCAUUGGUUAGGUGAUAAUGUUUCAAAAUGGGACCAACUUUACAAAUCCAUAAUUGGUAUGUUGGAAUUUAGCCUUUUUGGAAUAUCCUAUACAGGAGCAGAUAUCUGUGGCUUCAAUGACAAUACAACAUAUGAAUUGUGUGCUCGUUGGAUGCAGUUGGGUGCCUUUUAUCCAUAUUCUAGAAAUCAUAAUGGCAUUGGAUUUAUUGUAAGUUUAGAAAAUGUGGUUUUUAGUAUUGAUGUUUCCUAACAUGGUGAACAUUUCCUGAUUCAUGCUUUAAAAUGCUAUAGCCAUUAUUCAUGUUUUUGUCUGUUCCAUUAGAAAUGAUAACACAAGAAGAAAACCCUGUGGAAAAAGUAAUAACCGUAAUUGGUUUAGUAAGAUUUGCAACUAAAUCAGAUCUAGUUUAACUCUAGUGCAAAGCCUCAGCUCACUUUAAAUAUGGGUAACAGCACCCACAACUACUCCAUUUUAUUCCAUGUUGUUAGAAUGUGUCAUCUCCAUCUUUUUGAUCUAUAUGAGAGAUAGGAUUGGCUCCCAAACAUUUACAUAUGAGUAGUGCAUUAUAUUAAUCAGUGUAACUCAUGUGUUCACAUGAGUUCACAUGAGUUCACUGCUAGUAUUGAAUAUUCUUGCUUUGACAAAAUAUACAGAACUUCUGGUACUUUUAGAAUUAAUUCAGAUGAGAAUGGGAGAGGGAAGAAAAGCCUGUAGAAGGGAAUGGAAGUGAAUCUUUGCCCUCCAGUUUAAUUGGAAGAUGUGAAUCAUGGCCCCAAAAUAGGAGAGGGGAAAUGCCUGGAAUGUUAUGUGCAAAGGAAGGGAAAUUCAGAUCUUGGCAUUCCUCCACGCCAUGCUGACACUCCCUUACACUAAUAAAGGCUUUUUAGGUUAAACAAUG